Messenger RNA from Amyelois transitella, 1818 nucleotides. RefSeq names its product piggyBac transposable element-derived protein 2-like. The transcript has a single exon. Lineage: Eukaryota; Metazoa; Arthropoda; Insecta; Lepidoptera; Pyralidae. The record is from RefSeq and is a predicted model, not a curated record. The coding region runs from base 535 to 1818 and encodes 427 amino acids.
UCCCCAGCACCAUCAAUAUGCUCUUCUUUGUUAGAUUUAAAUAUUUCUGAUAGUGACGAUAAUAAUAAAAAUUCAAGUCCAGAGAUUGAUAUAAGGGGGUUGGUUGAAAACCACAGUCAGGAAGCAUGUGCAGAAAGUAUUGAGUGCCAACCUAAUAUUUUAGAACCAGAUACGCCACAAAGUUCUAUACAGCAGCAGCAGCCUACUCCCCGCGUAGCACCAAAGAUUCUCAGGUCAAAACGAAGAAACCCAGAAAUUGUCAAAACUGUCAAACAAAAAAAGAAAAAGAAUGAGCCGAUUGUGUACAAUUGGAAAAGAGAUAAGGAAAUUGAUUUUCGAGCUGAUAUACCAAGUUUUAAUUUUACUACCCCAGAAAAAAUUCAAGAACCCAUAGAUUAUUUUUAUAAAUUUUUCUCUGAAGAUAUAAUAAAAAUAAUUUUGGAACAAACCAAUCUAUAUGCCGUUGAAAAGACAGGGUCUUCACCAAAUAUAUCUGAGAAUGAUAUCAAAGAUUUUAUAUCUAUUAAUAUUUUGAUGGGCGUAGUAAAGAUGCCUGCUUACACCGAUUUUUGGGCAAAAGAGUCUAGAUAUUCUAAGGUAGCGGAUGUAAUGCCACUCAAGAAAUUUCAAAAAAUUAGAAAAUUUUUACAUUUUGCCAACAAUAAUGAAGACGAUGGCGAUCGUUACUAUAAAAUCCGUCCCUUACUAGAACGAAUAAGAAAAAACUGUUUGUCUAUUGAACAAGAAGGCAAGUAUAGUAUAGAUGAGAUGAUGGUCCCUUAUAAGGGCACGCGUGCAGGGAACAGACGCCAGUAUAUGAAGGGAAAACCAAAAAAAUGGGGGUACAAAGUUUUCGUAAGGGCAGGUGUAUCUGGCUUAGUGUACGACUUUAUAAUAUAUGGAGGAGAGGAUACUUUUCGGUUCAAUGAGUUCACAUCCGCAGAAAGUACCAUGGGCUUUGGUGCUAAGGUGGUCAUUGCAUUGACAAAAUCAAUUCAGAAUCCAGCUUGUUCAGUCCUUUAUUUUGACAACUUUUUUUGUUCUUUAGAGCUAGUUACAUAUCUUCGUGACAAUUACGGUGUAUUUAGCUUAGGAACGUUACGAUCUAAUAGAUUGAGAGGUGCACAGAAAUUACUGAAGAGCGACAAAUACAUGAAAAAAAAUGGCAGAGGCAGUUUUUGCCAGAUCGUCAGCACCAAACGAAAAGUAGUUAUUGUCAAAUGGUUUGACAACAAAGCUAUACAUUUAGCAAGCUCUUUUGUAGAUGCUCAUCCUCUUGAUGAAGUUCUUCGAUAUAAUAAACAUAUAAGAGCUAGAUCCAAAGUAAAAUGUCCACAAAUAGUCAAACAGUACAAUGUACAUAUGGGUGGUGUCGAUUUAGCCGACAUGCUUGUGGCUUUAUAUAGAACAGAGUUUAAAGGGCACAGAUGGUACUUAGUAAUUUUUUCCCAAAUGCUUGACAUUUGCGUUAAUAAUGCUUGGCUUCUAUAUAGAAGGGACCACAAGUUAUCGAAUCAGAAGCCUGCGUUAAAGCUUAAAUGUUUUCGUCUUAAUGUUGCUGCUGCUUUGGCUGCUGCUGGUAGAGAUGAAAUUAAGCCAGAAGAUUUCAAAAGCCCAAAGAUUGUUACUCCAUCUGGUCCUUUACCAAUCGACAGCAUCAGAUAUGAUUGUAUCGGUCAUUGGCCGGCAGUAGAUAAAAAAGGACGUUGUCGCUUUUGCAAAUUAGGGCAAACAACAAUUUUGUGUAAGAAAUGCAAAGUUAGAUUGUGCCUAAUGGACAAACGAAAUUGUUUUGAAUCUUUCCAUAAGGGUUCCUAG